CAACCAUGGCCACCCAAGAAUUCCUUUCUGAUUCACCCAUGAUCUCUUCCAAUGAAGAUAUUGCACAAGAUAGCAGUGACUGGCAUUCUGAUUUUCUUCCUGAAUCUGAUGCAACACCCUGCUAUCAAUUCUCUGCAACAAACCUCAGCCAUCAUGGACCAGGUAAAGAAGCAGUGUACCAGGCUGAAGUUCCUUAGGCUGGUCUCCCUAGGAGCAGCAGCUACAACAAUCCCGCAGUUCAAAGUUAAGCAGCAAAUUGCACAACUUCCAGCAGCUCUCUCAGCCGGCUGCUAAUGAGCUGAAAGCCAGGAACAUCUGAGGAGGUGAAGAGGAAGCCUCCCGCCGGCCGGCCUCCUCUCACCAGAGGGACCCAGGCACCCCUCCCCAGGCCCAGAUCACUUGGAGAUAAGGACUGUGUUACUUGCUUGCCUCCCUGGACAGACCAUGGCUCCCUUUGGAAGAAACUUGCUAAAGACGCGACAUAAGAACAGAUCUCCAACUAAAGACAUGGAUCCCGAAGAGAAGGAAAUCGUGGUUUGGGUUUGCCAGGAGGAAAAGAUUGUCUGUGGAUUAACCAAACACACCACCUCCACCGACGUCAUCCAGGCUUUGCUGGAGGAACAUGAGGCUACGUUUGGAGAGAAGCGAUUUCUGCUGGGCAAGGCCAGCGACUACUGCAUCGUGGAGAAGUGGAGGGGCUCGGAGCGGGCCCUUCCUCCGCUGACGAGGAUCCUGAAGCUGUGGAAGGCGUGGGGAGAUGAACAGGCCAAUAUGCAGUUUGUUUUGGUUAAAACAGACGCCUUUCUGCCAGUUCCACUGUGGAGAACGGCCGAAACCAAACAAGUGCAAAACAGUGAAAAACCCUGGGAGCUCAGUCCUGCGAAUUACAUGAAAACUUUGCCACCGGAUAAACAAAAACGAAUCGUCCGGAAAACCUUCCGGAAACUGGCUAAAAUUAAGCAGGACACGGUUUCUCAUGAUCGGGACAAUAUGGAGACUUUGGUUCAUCUAAUUAUUUCUCAGGACCACACUAUUCACCAGCAAGUCCAAAGGAUGAAAGAGUUAGAUAUGGAAAUUGAAAAAUGUGAAGCUAAGAUCCACUUGGACCGGGUAGGGAACGAUGGGGACGAUUAUGUUCACGCGGCGUAUUCAAUGCCCAGGCUCAGUGAAAAUGAGCAAAAGCUCGACUUCCAACCCGAGGACAGCCAGGCUCUGGUGGACCUGAAUGAGAGUGAGGGAAUGGCACAGUUGGAAGAACGAUUGCAAUACUAUAGAGUGCUCAUCGAAAAGCUCUCGGCUGAAAUUGAGAGAGAGGUGAAGAGCUCGGGCUUCGACGGCAGUGAGGAUCCAGAGGGGGCAGCUGCAGGUGAAGUAGAAAGCCCGGAUUUAGAAAACGUGAAGUGCGAUCUGGAGAAAAGUAUGAAAGCCGGUUUGAAAAUCCACUCUCACUUGAGUGGCAUCCAGAAAGAGAUUAAACACAGUGACUCAUUGCUUCAGAUGAAAGCGAGAGAGUACGAACUCCUGGCCAAGGAGUUCAGUUCGCUGCACAUUAGCAAUAAAGAUGGAUGCCAGUUAAAAGAAACCAGAGGGAAGGAAUCCGAGGCUCCCGGCAGCUGCGCGGAGAUCCCUCCAUUAACUCAAAGGGUGUUCAACACAUACACCAAUGACACAGAUUCAGACACUGGCAUCAGCUCCAACCACAGCCAGGACUCUGAAACAACGCUGGGCGAUGUGCUCCUAUUGUCAACUUAAGGCAGAGGCCUUCUUUCUGACCAUUAGUGACGUUUCGUGUGAUGUAACAAGUAACUCUGUUCCAUGUAUAACUCUGUGAAAACAUAAACUGUGCUAAAAUAUUCAGUAGUUAAUAAUAAUAAAAAAAACUCGUGAACAUCAUUGUUUGUUUUCAUAGAGCGUUUCCAAUUUGACUUUCUUACAGGUUCAAGCAAUGAACUGUGUAUCAGGAAUGCAGCAGAUCUAGCUGGUGGUUACAUAACGCAGAAACAAUGUAAUGGGGAUUGAUUAAUGAUUCCCCCACAUGAGACAUGAGUGACACGAACUUAAAAACAGUUCCCAACUUUGUUCAUCAAACUAUCCAUACUGCAAGCAUCAAGAAGUAGCAUGAACAUGUUUGUCAUUUUUGACAACAUUGUAUCAUGAGAAUGUUUAAAUCUGAUAGUACAGAUCCAUCCCUACAUUUUAUGUGUCCAAUAUGGAUCAAUUCAAAUCUUGUGUUUUCAGUAGUCAGACUGUAAAAUGCAGUGUGUGUGUGUGUGUGUGUGUGUGUGUGUGUGUGUGUGUGUGUGUGUGUGUGUCUUCUUCGCUGCUGUCUGCUUAAGUCUAAGGGACAGGAAGCUGUUGGGACAUGUAUAAUUCCUGACAGUCAAUCAGUUUGGGCACAGAUGAGACAAAGUCAAGUGCUACAAUCAGCUUUUUUUUUCCUUCUUCCCCAAGCAGGUCUAUGAUGAUCACCAGCUACACAUAAGCUUUUACUAUCUGUUCAUUAGAUUUUCUAUCCACCAGUGCUGUGUGCAGGUUCAUUAUUUGGGGAUGAAUAGGGUAGGCUACAGAAGAUCUCAGCCAUAAUUUUAUUUAUGCCCUCUUAACUGUGUACGUUGAAGUGGAAUUUACUGUUGUUUGUGUGGAUACAGCAGUGUUUUGUUUUCUGGGAACAUACAGAGUAGAACUGAAUGUUUAUUCUCAUAUACUACAAUCCAGCCAUCAGGGGACUUCCCGGGUGCUUAAAGCAGCUCAGUACUUUUAAGAUGUCCCAAGCACACUAAUGGAAAUUCAAGAAAAGAAUGGAUCAUCUGGAUUCUGUCUUCACUCACAUGUAAAAUAGUGUUUUCCUUGAUUUUAAAAUAGACUUUUCCUCUCUCUCCUGCCCAUCUGCUAGCUUAUUUUUCCUUCACAUCUCUCUUCUCUUUCUCCUUUCUCUGCAGUAAAGGCAGGAUGCCAUCAGAGCCAAAGUAAAUAAUUUUAUUGCUUUGUUGUGAACGGAAUGUUGGUGUUCCUUAAUUUUCUUUCAUUAGCACAUUUCACUCAUGUCAGGAUACAUAAAGCAGAAAUGUUUGCUCUAUUUAUAGUAUGUAGACAUUAGCCAUUAUUCCUGGAAUGUUUGCCUUUUAUACAAAUGGUGCAACUUUUAACCGUUCUCUCUUUUUAAAGUUUUAUAGAUUUUUUUCAGCUUUGUUGCAGAUUCAAUGUCUUUAAUUUGCUCCUAAAGUGUCCCAUUCCUUGUCCUUUACUUGCUUCACGUAUCUUUGGGAAGAUACUUGCAUUUCAAUAGUGUUUCACAGCUGAGAAGCACCUAUGUUACCAUUAAAAAAAGAUAUUUUCAGGCCAUACAAUAGGAAUUUCUAUUCCAUGAAAAUACUUGGAUAAAUAGUAAGUGCUCAUGUUGACAUAAAUUAUAUUUCUAAAGGAAGAUUAGAAUAGUCAUUUGUAAAAGGGAAGUUCAUGUGGCUAACAGGCCAUCAGAUCACUAAAGCACAUGCUAAACUGUUGAUGUAUUGAUUGUUACUAAUAAAGAUUCAAUUCAGAAGAUUAUCAUAAAUGAUAAGCCAUUUGGUACUUUGUUCUCCUAAAAUGAAAGUUAUCUCUUUGGGUUAUGUGUUUAGAAAGAAAAUACGUGUUGCACAUCUCUGUAUGCAAUUUGAUAGCAUUAUCUAAAAUCAAAUACAGGUAUGAUAAUAUUAAUCACAGUUUCACUAUAGGAACUUUGAAAUAACUACUGGUUUCACAGUUACUUACAAUGAUGGUGUAUAAGGUGCAAUUCUGCAUUUUACUGUUAAGAAUGUUUAAAACUUCUGUUAGAAUCCCAAUUUUUUAAACUCAUUGUAGAAUUUGCAUUUUCCUUAAUAUUUAAAAUAUAUUCGUUUCCUUGGUCAUUAUAUUAAGUCACAUAGCAAGUAUUUUCCAUGGCGAAACUCUAAUAGAGUUAAAUAUGAACAUAUUUAUACAGAUAGAAAUAAUGAUCUCAUGGAUAUUAUGCUAUUUAUUGUUUAAUUGAUGGUUAAGCUUAUAAAUACAGGACUUGAAAGUUUAAUGCUUUAAUUAUCUUGAGAAACUUAGUGAAUUACAAACCCUUAAGUAGCCUGGCAGAUUAACCAUGAAAUGGCCAUAUGCAGCUAGAAGAGGCAAGCCACAGUUGACAAUGCUUGUUUUUCCCAGGACUAGGUUCUCAGAGCAUGCCUUAUGCAUUUCCCGCCCCCACAUCUGGUGGCCUCUUUCAUUCUCCUCUUCCUAUACACCGAACUGCUACCGAGUUCCAUUUCUUUCAUUUUCUCCUCUUUUUUUCUUUGUGUUUGUUUUGUUUUUCAAGACAGGGUUUCUCUGUGUUGCCUUGGGUGUCCUGGAACUCCCAGUGUAGACUUCAGCCUCCCAAGUGCUGGGAUUAAAGACAUGCGCCACCACACCCAGCAACUACCUACAUUCAGCGUGCUUAAAAAAGUGUUCUCUUCUUUCAAAUAAUUGUGUCCCAUCUUGGCAGUUCUAAUUUAUUAUCUCUGAACUUACAAAUAUUUUGGAUGUACUUCUUUUGGGCUUCUCUUCUACAUUGGGCUGUAUAUAUUUAUGUAACCAUCUCACUCUACUCACCCAGUAGAGUUUUUAUCUUACUAUUUUAUUAUCUGCCUUUCCAACUUGAUUGGUUAUUACCAACUUCUUAGCCUCUUGUUCCAUUUGUGAAGUCAGUUGCUGAAUGGUAAAGGGCUUUAACAUGUUUUAUGAAUAUUUUACAUCUACUUACUUGUGCAAUUUGUAUAUAAGCAUGCAUGUAAGCAGGCUUAAAAAUAUUAGCAUGCAUACACCCUAUAAAUUUAGGGAGUUAAUACUAAAUCUUUACGUUGCUAUGAAUUUUAUCUAUGUGACAUCAUUUUUAAUUAACAUAAAAAUACAUUAUUAGGGGGCACUAUGUGAUAUUUCAGUACAUAUAUACAUUUGCAUAAAGUUUAAGUCAGGAAAAGCAUUCAUUUUUUUUAUUAACAGAGUUUCUAACUUAAAACAACUCAUAUGCCUUUUAACUUAAUGGCAAUGUUAUAACAUCUAAGCAUGUGCAUUUAAAAGAAAAAAUUGCAUAGUGUUGGGUUUGAAGUAGUAGACACUCAAGAUCUUUUAAAUGCCUAAUUAAAUCUCUGCAUCAUUUUUCUUCUUAAUAGCAAAGUUAUAAUGCUGUAUUAUUAUAUAAAGGCUUUUCUAACCCAUUAAAAUUUUAUUUUUGUAUUUAUUUAAACUUCUACUGUAUAUGACAAAAUAUAUUUCUGUGGCUACAUUUUAUAAAUUUUCAGAGUAGAGUUAUUGUUAUAUUUAAGACAUAUUUUUCUAGUGACAAAGGAACGCAGCUUAAUCCCGAGAUAGCUUUAAAAGUAACAUUAGACUGCUUCUUUUCAUACUUCCUUAUUGGUUUGAUAAACUUCAUGUGAUAAAUAUAAAGUUUCAUUUCUUUGAGUUAUAACUGAUCCAGAAAAAUAAAAGAUUAUUGUAUCCUG
Messenger RNA from Peromyscus maniculatus bairdii (prairie deer mouse), 5486 nucleotides. RefSeq names its product Ras association domain family member 9 (gene Rassf9). Gene Ontology annotation, cellular component: trans-Golgi network transport vesicle membrane; recycling endosome; cytosol. The record is from RefSeq and is a predicted model, not a curated record. Lineage: Eukaryota; Metazoa; Chordata; Mammalia; Rodentia; Cricetidae. Gene Ontology annotation, biological process: signal transduction; intracellular transport.